Messenger RNA from Lucilia sericata (common green bottle fly), 273 nucleotides. RefSeq lists its product as uncharacterized. The record is from RefSeq and is a predicted model, not a curated record. Lineage: Eukaryota; Metazoa; Arthropoda; Insecta; Diptera; Calliphoridae. The coding region runs from base 1 to 273 and encodes 90 amino acids. The transcript has a single exon.
AUGGAAUCGAAGACUACCGUUAGUUACACUUUAUUCCUCUAUCGUGAAGAAUUGCGACGCUCUCAAUGCCGUUAUAAGACAUUGAAUCGUACAAAACUUUCUCUCACCGAUAAAUUAAUUACGAAAAGUGUACGCAAUUUAAAGAAAUGUUCAAUGUCAGAUUUGCAAGUCAUCAAUCGGGAACUGGUAUUCAAAAAUAAAUUGAAACAACAAUUGAAACGUAUUAGACAACUGGAAAAGAUGGGCAUGAAAAAUGUUAAUCCAAUUAAAUAA